UUCCUCACUACUCCUCGUACAGGAAAAUGGAAAUAGAAAGCCAUCUUGCGUGCGCUCCCUACACAAAACGAGUGGUCCAACGAAAAAAAGAAUCUUGGUAUCACGCAGAACAUCAACCACGACAUAGGUCCGACUAGGCCCUUCAUCUAAUUGCAUCAUGUCUUCAACUUCUGGGAACCAGUGCUCGAACAAAGCCUCCGCAUCUUCUGGUUCUCCGCCCGCAUCGUCGUUAUGACACUCGUAGCAUUCGAAGCGACCAACCCGCCGGUACACUUGGGGAUGCGACUUGGAUUCCUUGAGUACGAGCCCGAGAAUCGAAGAUCGAUACGUCAUACAGACAAGCACACACACAAGCUUCUCGCCUGAAUCCAUGGCAUCCGCGCCACGAGGAGGAACAACAUCAGGCCGAAACUCAACGCUAACACCGUUGCGCACGAGCGAGUACUCGGUGUUGGAGUCCGCGCGGAAGUUGACUUCGGUGGCCAUGCUCGCUGUCAGUCGGAGCUGUUCCCCAUUGAGUGGCGACCAGACAGGACUUUGCGGUUUCGCAGAGAAUGUCGCGCUACAUGCAAGAUCCAUGGCAGAUGCAUUGUCAAACAGUAUAGAUGAAUCUUCGACGGAAGCCCAAGACCAACUAGGAACGUUGCGGCCGGGUAUGUUCUUAGGUCUGCGACACUGCGUGCUAUUGUUUGGGUACCAGAGAAGUCCGAGGGUGCUGCAGGUCCAUUGUCCAGCUAUGUAGCCAGAGUCAAGCGUUCGGGAUAUUGUUUUCGCAACAGGUGCAAUCGCUAACAAUCGGUCGGAAUCAUAGGUGACACGCUUGUUUGUGUACUCGGAAACGAUGUAUCCCCAGGUUUGGAGAGCUUCUUCGCGCUGCUCAGACGUGAUUUGCCGACCGCCAUCUGUGAUCGAUGCCUCUGCUAGGGCAGAUGUGACACCAUCCAUUUGGUCAUCUUUGUGAUCUGUAGAGUUUGCCGGAGUUUUGGUUUCGUCUACGAUUUUUGCCAACACCUGCUUGAUAGGGUCGGUGGCUCUGGAAUCAUAGGUCAGAUUGUCGAUCCUUUUGCAUUCGCACUGGUAGCCCUCUCUACACUCCAGAAUCAUUUCACUUUUGGCAAAAUGUAGCACCCGUGGCGAUAAGAGCCGUUCGGCAUAUGUCCAUGCCCGAUUAAGAAGGGGCGUAUUCGCGCUGGUUACCUUGGACAUGCUGAGUGGAAAAUCCCACUCGAUGAUCUGCGUGCACGGGUCGAAUGGUGUUUUGAAGCUAUAGUGUGAUGGCUGUUCGCGAACAUAUACCUUGGAGGGUGAUCCUUUAUUGACGUCGGAGGUCUGGAGUCUGAAAGGUGGAGUACGUGAAGGGAAGAGACCUUGGCUGGGAUCUACCGAAAAUGUAGCAGCGAUCGUAACGAAUGCGUUGCCGAAUGUUUCGUCCAUUUUCAGGGCUUCUUCGAGUUUCUCCAGCGGAUCAUCCUGAACAAUGCACAACGCAUCUAUCCAAAGCCAGCGGAAGCCGCGCGAGCGGGUCAAUAGGAUCGCUUCUUGAAAAGCCCGCGGAAAAGAUGCCCAAGGUAUACCUUGUUUGUGUGCCUUCAGCGUCUUUGACGUUGUUUGCGGGAUCCCUCUUCCAAUGCCGCGACAGUAAGAGAGUGCGAGAUAUUCACCAAACUCGUACUGUUCUUGAUCACUGUCAUAUUGCGAUUCGUGAAGCUUGAUACCCUUGGACGGCUCGUCGAUCAAGACGUCGAGGACUCGUCUGGGUAACGUUGCAGGCUUGACAUGGGGUUUGACGUGACGGCAUCUUGCAUGGUUCGUGAGACAUUCUUUGAUCAGCUCUCUCGAAGCUUUCAGUCCUGCAUCAUCGAGGAAAGUAUCUGCAAUGUGUCGACCUUGCCCGAUAGCCGAAUACGGCGAUUGUUCGUCUACAC
Messenger RNA from Periconia digitata, 1925 nucleotides. Lineage: Eukaryota; Fungi; Ascomycota; Dothideomycetes; Pleosporales; Periconiaceae. The record is from the annotation of a GenBank genome assembly.